Molecule: messenger RNA, 2469 nt
Organism: Symbiodinium natans
Lineage: Eukaryota; Dinophyceae; Suessiales; Symbiodiniaceae
Source: the annotation of a GenBank genome assembly
AUGGAAGCCGAACACGUGUGGGAUGGUGACUUUGACAAGCGCCUCGAGAGCUGCAUCUGGGAGAUCUUUGGUGCACAGAGCGAGGAAGAAGCAGCAGCCCGGGAGGCCGAGCUGAAAGAGUCACAGCCCCGGGCGGGCGUUUGCCCGGUGCAGUGGGGCCAGCAGGACGUGGCAUUCCGAUGCUUAGACUGCGAGUUGGACAGCAACUGCAUUCAGUGCUGCGAUUGCUUCUUCAAGGCGCCGCAUGAGGGCCACGAGGUCGCGCUGAUUCGCACAGUGGGCGGAAGCUGUGACUGCGGAGAUCCGCACUCCUGGGCGCCAUCAGGCUUCUGCCCGGAGCACUGCGAAACACCACAAAGGCUCGACAACGAGGAGUCGCUGGACCUCUUACCUCCACUGCUCCGCACACGUGCAGAGGCCCUGGUGCCCGAGCUCAUGGCGCAGGUUGACCAAAGGCUGACGCCCCGACUACGCAUGCACGGACUACGCAAUGAGGCUGAAGCAGACAAGACGAUCCGUGAGAAGCAGGCAGCGCUUGUCUUCGGGGCCUUGCGAAGACUGGGUGAGGCGGCCUUCGGUCUGCGCUAUCUUGUGGUACAAGAGCUCCAAGGCGACCGCUUGGCGAACUGGAUGAAAGCCGGGGUGGACGAGGCUCUCUUCUCCGAGGCUUUGGAGCGGUUCUUCUUGCUGUACGUGCAGGUCUCCCCAUGUUUCAAGCGAACCUUCGCGAAGACGUUCAUCCGCCAGUACGAUCAGAUCCUGCAGGAUGCUCCUCGCCUGGAUGCCCUUGGAGUUCAGUUCCUCACCAUCCCCGAGGUUGCCGUGGAACUCGUUGCGAAGGAGGAUGCUUUUGGAGCCCUUCUUUCAGCAGCGAACAGGUUACUAACUUCCGUCGUGGAUCACGAGGACGAGAAUAUGGUGUUCCAGGAUCCGGAGCCUCUGCAAACAAAUUGGGAGAAGCUGAGAAGCGUCUUCCAUUCUGUUGGCUUUCUGUGCUUCCACAAGUCCGUCUGUGAGCAUAUCCUCAAGACGCCCUCCGUGUUGGAGGCCAUAGCCGAGGUGCUGCAGCGCCUUUGGCGCAUGUCGCCUCAGCAGCGGGCCAUCGUGCGACAUGUUCUUUACGAGACCCGGCAACUCCAAAUCCAGGUCUUCACCCUAGAGUCCGAGAUCCUGCGCUAUUUCUUCACUCUUUGCGACUUCUGCAGACGGCCGCAGGCUACGUUGGAGGAGCUCCAGCCCCUCUACGCCUGGCUGGUUGCCUCCUUGCAGGACUCCAGGGGCUUCCUCAGUUCCUUCAACAAUGCCAGCGCGGCAUCCUUCCACCUGCCAGCGUUGAGGCUUCUCACCCUCAGCCUAAACUUCGAGCUUCUCCUGGAUCCGAGCCUUGCUGACAGCUGGCGGAAGAUAUUCCCUCGAGAUUUCCUUGUGACCUGCAUCAUGCACACAGUGCGCACGCUACGAUUUGAGGCGGAGAUCCGGGCGGGCUGGUGGGUCCGGAACGGCGAGUCCAUGCGAGCGCAGCAUGUUGACUACCGGACCAAGUUUCGCCAAACGGACAUCAUGACACUCCAGGCAUUCAUGAUACUCCUGCACAUGCAUGGAAGCGAGGACACGGCUUGCGAGCCCCUGAGCUGCCUCUGGACCGCUGUGUUCAGUGACGAUGCCCCCAGCGCCUCCAAGCCGGAGGCAUCUGUGUGGACUUCAUGGAGAAGGCAGUGGGUUGAGAACGCUGUCAGCGAACAGACCAGGACUCGAUUCCGCUUGUUCUGGCUGAUUCUUUGCCAAGUGCUGAACGAGAUGUUUCCCAUCGAGGUGGCGGCGUGCCGCCGCGACUGGGAGCCGAGGUACUCCUAUCGCUGCCCCGUGAUCUUGCAGCGGUUUCUGAUUCAGGUCCUUGCUACGGGGCCCUUGUCGCUCUCCGAACUCGCCAACAUGGUGCCAAAGGAGCUCCAGGUGCGGGAGGGUCAACUGGCAGAGGCCCUGGAGGCCGUGGCCACGCGCCAAGAUGCCCGCUACGUGCUCAAGCAGAGGAGCUGGCAACACUUCGACAUCUGCAUGGCAGAAGCCAUGCCAAUCCGGAGCUGGCGGGACGGUACCUGGCGCGAGAGGCAACAUCGCGCCGAGGAGAAGGCCUUGGCACAAGAGGUGUCGAUGCUUGGUCCCCGGCGCGCUGAUGGCCUGACUCUUGCUCCAGCGUGGCAGGACCACCUCGUGGAAAGCCUGUGCAACUCAGAGCUCGUCCCUCUCGUGGUGGACUUCAUUGAGAUUCAAAGUAGUUUCCGCCAAGACAAAGAGGCGCAGUCCUCGGUGUGGCGGCAUCCAGCUCAACACGAGGAUGGAUCUUUGCUACACUGUCUGAAGGUCCUCGACAUACUCAGCGACGCGCAGUCGCCACAUGUCCCAGGUGCCCCGGCAACCUUGACAGCUCACCUGCGGCUGCCAGUGACGGCAGCGACGGGAGGUGAUUAG